AUUAGUGCACGUUCGCGGUCCAACGCAGCAGCAACUCGUUGAUGUACAAAGUCAGUUGGCCAAAUACCACUCGCAUUCGGUAUACCCCACAUUCAUAGUCGCAUCGCUCAUCCAAACGGAACAGACAGCAGAAACCGGCAGCGGAAUAAUAUUAAAAUGGAGGACGAUGAGAAAAUGGACAUUAUGCGCAAGGCAUUCCAGAUGUUUGACACCCAGAAGACGGGCUUCAUCGAAACGCUGCGACUGAAGACCAUCCUGAAUAGCAUGGGCCAGAUGUUCGAGGAGAGCGAACUGCAGGAUCUGGUCGAUGAGAACGAUCCGGAGGAUACGGGCAAGGUGAACUUCGACGGCUUCUGCAACAUUGCGGCCCAUUUCCUCGAGGAGGAGGACGCCGAGGCCAUACAGAAGGAGCUGAAAGAGGCAUUUCGCUUGUACGAUCGCGAGGGUAACGGUUACAUAACCACAUCCACACUCAAAGAGAUUCUAGCCGCCCUCGACGACAAGCUAUCAUCCAGCGAUCUCGAUGGCAUCAUUGCCGAAAUUGAUACCGACGGCUCGGGAACUGUUGAUUUUGAUGAGUUCAUGGAAAUGAUGACGGGCGACUAGACCUUCCAUUGCAUUCUGCCCCAUUCAAGAGAAAGACAACGAAAUGUCAAGUUUAAAAGCUGCUUUCUUCUUCGUCUAUUUUGCUGAGAAUAGCUUUUUAUUAUUU
Molecule: messenger RNA, 712 nt
Organism: Drosophila arizonae
Lineage: Eukaryota; Metazoa; Arthropoda; Insecta; Diptera; Drosophilidae
Gene: TpnC25D
Product: Troponin C at 25D
Cellular component (GO): myosin II complex
Molecular function (GO): calcium ion binding
Source: RefSeq, a predicted model, not a curated record